Messenger RNA from Dunckerocampus dactyliophorus (ringed pipefish), 3177 nucleotides. It is a transcript of the gene ccdc106a, whose product is annotated as coiled-coil domain containing 106a. The transcript has 8 exons. The record is from RefSeq and is a predicted model, not a curated record. Gene Ontology annotation, cellular component: nucleoplasm. NCBI's taxonomy places the organism in Eukaryota, Metazoa, Chordata, Actinopteri, Syngnathiformes, Syngnathidae. The coding region runs from base 343 to 1497 and encodes 384 amino acids.
AUAGAAGUCGCCAUGUUGUUUCACCCAAAACAAGAAAGCCUCAGAACUAAGAGGAGUUCGAGAUGCUGUCAUGUGCUGCUAUUAUUUGCACAAAUCGUGAUACUCGUGAAAAUCGCGAGAAGGGACUUACAUUCCACAGAUUUCCACACUGCAAUGCUCAACUUCUAAAGCAAUGAGUAGUAAAUAUGCGGAGAGAGGUGGAUUCCUGCAGCCAGAUCACAACUCUGUUCAAGUCAUUUCAGCGAGGAGAACUUCGACAGGACCGGCCAGACUGUUAGAUUACGACAAAAUGCAGUUCCAACAAUAUUUGACUUUCCUGAUCAUCUCCUAAAGAUAUUGGUGAUGGAGAAUGGAAACAGGUGUGAGGUUGCAGGCGCAUCCAAGAACAACUCAGGCUCUCUACAUUUGCAGACUCCAAAAAAUGAAGAGAUUUAUGAAAUAACCAUGCCGCUGGAAGAAAGCAGCUUCGAGCAGCAAGGAUUUCUCCAGCAAAAUGAUGCAAACUUUGAUGAGUCUCUGCCAUCUGCUGGCCCCUCUUCAGUCAGCAACUCCUUCCGGGCCAUCACCAACCUGCGCACGCAGUUGCAGAUUUCUCUGGAGAAAAAUUCCUGGCUGCAGAAGAGAAUCGAGGACCUGGAAGAGGAGAGGGACUUCCUUCGGUGCCAGCUUGACCGCUUCAUCUCUUCCACAAAAAGCCAAGGCUAUGAGCCAAGACGUUUUACCUGGAGGGGGAGGAGAGAGGAUGAACGUCCUGCAGAACAACAAACGACGGACUCGCCACGCUUCCCCUCUCACCAGUUCCUCCAGCGAAGGCCGGCCGCUCCGAUCGCGGCUCCCGCCAAGAAGCACGUCUCCAAUGCUGUAAGCAACCAUCUGGCCUCCAUGAACGCUCUGUUCACCUCGGCACAGUCCCAGGCCCUCCUUCAAGGGCUGGGCGCUGCGGGUAACUCAUCCAGUGGCAGCAGCAGCAGCUCCAACAGCUCCACCAGACCACUAAUGAAUGGACAUGGCAGUUUAGGAGCAGAUUCCUUUUCGCUCUUGGGAGAAUCUGAUGAGUAUUUGGAGCAUGAUGGCUACCUGGAAGAAGAGGAAAUGAUACCAGCUGAGGAUGCCGUCAACAGCAACAAACAGCAGUUCAAGAGAAGGCGGAUUUUCCGAGGCCUUAAAGAGAGGCAAAGAGUAAAAGACGCUGCCGGCGUGCUCUUCCGCUACAAGAAGAUCCUCCUCACAUACCAGCGCCUGAAAAACAUGUCCAAAGCCUUCCAGAUCCACGGCGUGGACCGCAACACGGUGGCUUCCACAACACCCAUCGCCGAGCUGCUGCUGGUGGCUCCGGAGAAGGUGGCGCUGGUGGGAGAGUUCGACCCCUCCAAGGAGAAGCUGCUGGACUACGCUCGCCGCUGCUACACGGCGCUGGAUGAGGAGACGCUGAGCAGGGUGCAAGCCCUGAAGAAAAACAACCUGCUCCUGCCCAUCUCUUACAGAUUUAGACACUGACAGUCUCAGGGGAUGUUCAUGCUAACCCUCAACACCCUGGAUUGGUCACCAGUGCACAUAUCACAAUCACAUGACACAUACAGGUGGUCCUCAGGUUACAAACCAAUUUUGGUCAGAGACUGUCACGUAAGUGGAGUUUUAGCGUCGGAACUGAUACCUAAAUUAUACCAAAUGAACUCCUAAAUCACUCUUACUGUCUGCCUUCUUAAAAUAUUUUCCCAGGCUAGUCUGGGAGGCUCUUUCUUUCCUCCCAGAUCCCCUUGUAGCAGCGCACGGAAUCCUUGACCCCUCGAUUCAAUCGUCUUUAUCCUUAAUGAUGGUCACGACAGAUGAUGACCAGCAUCGGUGGGCGUGUCUCCUCUCUCGAAGCUUUUUCACUUCCAUGGUGAUGGCUUUCCUUUUCUUUGGCACACUGCCGCUUGGGAGACAUCAUGAAGGGUCAAAAGUAGAGAUGCUCUAUAUCUUCCUUUUUUUUUUCAAACCAAUGCCAGUAACUUUGUGCUUCUCAAGACAGAUAUGAUACCUUUUUCUUUUUUAUAUCUUAUUUGUAUCUGUACUGUACCUUUGAUUAGUCCUAAGCAAAUAUCAUGACAUUACUACUACCACAUCACUACUAUCAGGAGAACCAGAUUAUAGAGCAGAGGGAGGCACCUGCUGUGGCCCAGCAAGGUGCACUAUAUUGGGGCAAACGCUCCGAGCAGCCGGUGUGACGCCACGGAGGUCCCUGUCAAUCUUUUUGCAAUUUUAAAACGCUGUGACGCUGGCGUUUCAGGGGGCUGAUAAGGUUUUUUGUUUGCUCUGAGCGUUUGGUACAACAUGCUUCCUCUGAAAGUGAGUGUUUGUUUACAAGUGAGCUCAGGGGAGGUUACGACAGCCCGUUAACGCCACAGGUAGGAGGAAAAAGAAGCGCUUGAUUUGAUCACUCGCACAAUGUGGGUAAUCUCACCUCAUUGGAGCGUUUUUUUAUCAGCGCUAUUGUUAAUGUUAUGGGAUUUAUCAGUCUGACGUCAUAAUUGCCUCAUAUUAAUUGUAGUAAAAAGUGAACUAAUAAGAGGUGUUAACCGUCCUUGGUGUGGCUGAGCAGGCACACUGGAUUCUUGUGCUGUGCGUGUCACGUAUUCUUCUGCGGGCACGUGCUGUAGCGAUUUCUCAAGCAGGCCUCGUGUUUCCAGACCAAAAUGACAUUUUCUGGGAGCACAUUCGUAACCCCAACAUGUCAUAAACCGAGGACCACUUGUAUCGACAAGCAAGCAUUCACACCACUGGACAAUUUGGAAUCUUAAAUUAGUCUAACAUACAUGUUUUUCGGGGUGCAACAUGCAAACUCCACAUUCAGCCAUGCUAACCACUAGGCCACUGUGCGGCCCUCAUGAUGUUCACUUCAUUAUGUUCCACUCUUAUGUGAUGUAAAACAUUACUUUAUAGUAUUAUGCUAACAUUUGGAUACAGUAAUAAUGCAACUAUAUGGCUAUGUAUCUUCAAAUGUUUUUUUAAAUUGCACUGAAAUGAUUUUGUACAGUAAUGCCGUGUUUGUAAGGAAUACGCAACGCAUAUUUAUAGUCACUGUGGUGCUUGGGUCUGUCUUUUUUGUAUUUGUCAUCCUUCUGUCACUUGCGUUAAAUGGUCGUCUGUAUAAUUAAAACAAAAUUGGAUUUUUUUAAAACCAAUUCGAAACAAAUG